CAACCUGGUGCUCCUAGGACGAAGGAAAACACCGCCGUCAUCCCUGAAUCACUUGCGUCUACCGAUGCUGACCACGCCCGCAACCCCAAGUCACCCAGCAAUGCCGACUUCGGGCCCAAAAAUGUUUUCGUCAGUGAGCCAUACCAAGGCCAGCAGAUGAACUACCCCACAAGAGGUGCUACCUCUGGUAAUAAACAGUGGCAGUCUCAGGCAGCUGUUCCUGAGCAGCGAACCCAGGCCCCCACCUACGGUCAGGGAAGCCAAACCUCCGGUAUGGGAAGCCAGUACACCCAAAAAGGCAGAGAGACCGGGGGCUCAUCCUCGGCCACUAGUGGUGCGUAUGCCUACUCUGGCCAAGGAGUCCGGGAUACCACUGCUGUUCGUGACAAUACCUCCACGGCCAGGGAUCAGGGAGUCUUAGGCAAAUCAAACAUUUCCAGCCCUACUGGCGCCUAUGCCCCUUCUGGCCAGGCGGUUCAGGAUGGAGGGGAUGCACGAGAUAGAGUAAAUGUGCCUUCAUCGAUUAACAAGGGAACAGCGUACCAACGAACCUCCAGCGCUGGACAAUUUGCUCAGCAAAUGCCAGAUAACGCAGCCAAGUCUAUGCAGAAAGACAAUGAAUACGGUAGUACAACGGCCACUGGAGGUGUUGCUGGUGGCGUCAUGGGACAAGGAACCAAGAGCAACGUCGGUCAAGGAUCUACUCCGAACGUCACAGACGACAACGCUGGAACCCGCUCAUUGCAGAAGGACACGGCAUCUCCUAGCUCAGCAGUCGCCGGAGGCUCCGUCGGAAAACAGAACGCCAAUGACAACAUGAAGGCACGGGAUGCCCAACAAGAAAAAUUGUCCGCAGCCAAGUCAACCUCAUCAGCAACUGAGUCCACCCCCAGUGGAGUAGAUGCAGUGAACGCAAGGAGCCAGGUGCAGAACAAAGAAUCUCGAGUUUACCAUGACAAGUCAACACAAGAUGAGACCGGCGAUGUGGUUGGCUCUACUCAGAAAGGCAGCGGUAUGGGAGAGACCGACAAAGGUGGUUCUGAUUCCCAAGAGAAAGGCAAAGAGAGUGCAGAUGGCACUGGAGACAAGCUUCCCAGGAAUACCAAAGUUAGCGAGGAAGCGCUGAAAGGCCCUCAGACCCCGGCGCGGGAACCCUACGAAUUUGAGAAGCGCCUGGAUCGUGGGUACAGCCGCUCGAAACCAUCAGGUCCCGACACUAGCAAGAGUUCCAACGAAGGAGGAGCGGCAGCAGCACAAAAAACUAAGGCAAAGGAAAACGGUCACCAGCAUCACGGUCCCAUUACUCAGCUGAAGGAGAAAGUCUCCAAGGUUCUUCAUCACAACAACGGCAACGGCAACGGCGCGAAGGCAUAA
Aspergillus niger is the source of this 1374-nucleotide messenger RNA. RefSeq lists its product as hypothetical. Lineage: Eukaryota; Fungi; Ascomycota; Eurotiomycetes; Eurotiales; Aspergillaceae. The annotation marks the transcript as partial. The record is from RefSeq and is a predicted model, not a curated record. The transcript has 2 exons.